Molecule: messenger RNA, 6933 nt
Organism: Melozone crissalis (California towhee)
Lineage: Eukaryota; Metazoa; Chordata; Aves; Passeriformes; Passerellidae
Gene: CLEC16A
Product: C-type lectin domain containing 16A
Exons: 24
Coding region: 89-3325 (1078 amino acids)
Biological process (GO): regulation of autophagosome maturation; endosome to lysosome transport; endosomal transport
Cellular component (GO): late endosome; endolysosome membrane
Source: RefSeq, a predicted model, not a curated record
GCCGGUCCCCGCCCGCCGGUCGCCCGCUCGCCCCGCGGGGUUAUGAGGCCGUAGGGCCCGCGGGCCGGAGCAGCCUUCCGCCGCCAGCAUGUUCGGCCGCUCCCGCAGCUGGGUGGGCGGCGGGCACGGGAAGGCCUCCCGCAGCAUCCACUCCUUGGACCACCUCAAGUACAUGUACCAUAUUUUGAGUAAAAACACGAUCGUGACAGAUCACAACCGCAACCUGCUGGUGGAGACCAUUCGUUCCAUAACGGAGAUCCUGAUCUGGGGGGAUCAGAAUGACAGCUCAGUGUUUGACUUUUUCUUGGAGAAGAAUAUGUUUGAGUUCUUCCUGAACAUCCUGCGUCAGAAGUCAGGUCGUUAUGUGUGUGUGCAGCUGCUGCAGACUCUGAACAUCCUUUUUGAGAACAUCAGCCAUGAAACAUCGCUGUACUACCUGCUCUCUAAUAACCAUGUGAAUUCUAUUAUUGUCCACAAAUUUGAUUUUUCUGAUGAAGAGAUCAUGGCAUAUUACAUAUCAUUUUUGAAAACUCUUUCCCUGAAACUCAAUAAUCAUACUGUACAUUUCUUUUAUAAUGAGCACACUAAUGACUUUGCUUUGUACACCGAAGCUAUUAAAUUUUUUAACCACCCCGAAAGCAUGGUCAGGAUUGCUGUUAGGACUAUAACCUUAAAUGUCUAUAAAGUGGACAACCAGCCUAUGCUGCAUUACAUUCGAGAUAAAACUGCAGUUCCUUAUUUCUCCAACCUCGUCUGGUUUAUUGGCAGCCACGUGAUAGAGCUGGAUAACUGUGUGCAGACUGAUGAAGAGCACAGAAAUAGGGGCAAACUGAGUGACCUGGUAGCAGAACAUCUUGAUCAUUUGCAUUACCUUAAUGAUAUCCUUAUCAUUAACUGUGAAUUUUUAAAUGAUGUGCUGACAGACCACCUACUUAAUAGGCUCUUUCUUCCCCUCUACGUGUAUUCCUUAGUAAAUCAAGACAAGGGUGGAGAGCGUCCAAAAAUAAGUCUCCAGGUUUCUCUCUAUCUUCUUUCUCAAGUUUUUCUAAUUAUACAUUAUGCUCCUUUGGUGAACUCCUUGGCUGAGGUUAUACUCAAUGGGGACCUCUCAGUGUUUUCUUCUAAGGUUGAGCAAGAUAUACAGAAAAACUCAGCAAAGUCAAGUAUCAGAUGUUUCAUAAAACCCACAGAAACACUUGAGAGGUCCCUUGAAAUUAACAAACAGAAAGGGAAGAAGAGGAUGCAGAAAAGACCCAACUAUAAAAAUGUUGGUGAAGAAGAUGAAGAGGAGAGAGGAUCUGAAGAUAACCAAGAUGACCUUGAUAAAAGUAGAGGUACAGAAGCAAGUUCAAAGGGUGUAAGGACAAGCACUGAAAAUGAAGAAAUAGAGAUGGUAAUCAUGGAGAGGUGUAAGCUGUCAGAGCUGUCCAUCUCUGCUGUGACAGAACAGAAUACAACAGAUGAAGAAAAGAGUGCAGCUGCUUCUGGGAGUGACAUGACAAACUGGAACAGGCCUUUCCUUGAUAUGGUCUACAAUGCCCUGGACUGUCCUGAAGAUGAUUACUACGCCCUCUUUGUUCUCUGUCUUUUGUAUGCAAUGUCACACAACAAAGGACUUGACUCAGUCAAGUUGGAGAGAAUUCAACUUCCAGCUCAAAAUGCUGAAGAGAGAAAUUCCUAUAAUCAUGUCCUUGCAGAAGGGCUCAUCAGGAUAAUGAAUUAUGCUGCACAACCAGAUGGAAAAAUUCGUUUGGCAACUUUAGAACUUGGCUGCCUAUUGCUGAAGCAGCUUGUGUUUUCCAAAAAUGGCAGGAUCAUAAAAAAUGUACACCUUGAUUGUCUGGAGGGUGCAAGGGAGGAAAGUGUUCAUCUCCUUCGCCGUUUCUAUAAGGGAGAAGAAAUCUUUCUGGAUAUGUUUGAAGAUGAAUACAGGACUAUGACAAUGAAACCUAUGAAUGUAGAAUACUUGAUGAUGGAUGCCUCCAUCUUGCUGCCCCCAACGGGGACUCCUCUGACCGGGAUUGACUUUGUGAAGAGGUUGCCUUGUGGAGAUGUAGAAAGAACACGAAGAGCAAUCAGAGUUUUCUUUAUGCUCCGUUCACUGUCCCUGCACUUGCAAGGUGAGCUGGAAACUCAGUUACCACUCACGAGGGAGGGAGAUCUGAUAAAGGCAGAUGAUGUUCUGGAUUUGAAUAACAGUGAUCUGAUUGCUUGUACAGUCGUAACAAAGGAUGGGGGCCAAGUUCAAAGAUUCCUGGCUGUGGAUAUUUACCAGAUGAGUUUGGUUGAACCAGAUGUUGCCAGACUUGGAUGGGGAGUAGUUAAGUUUGCAGGCCUUCUGCAGGAUAUGCAGGUGACCGGAGUAGAGGAUGACAGCAGAGCCCUGAACAUCACCAUCCACAAGCCUGCCUCCAGCCCUCACUCGAAGCCCUUCCCCAUCCUGCAGGCCACGUUCAUCUUUGCCGAUCACAUUCGCUGCAUCAUCGCCAAGCAGCGCCUGGCCAAGGGCCGCAUCCAGGCCCGGCGCACCAAAAUGCAGAGGAUAGCAGCUCUCCUGGAUCUUCCUGUUCAGCCUUCAACUGAAGUUAUGGGUUUUGGACACAGCUCUGGAGCUGCAGCCCAGCACCUCCCAUUUAGAUUCUAUGACCAGUCCCGGCGUGGGAGCAGUGACCCCACAGUGCAGCGCUCUGUCUUUGCAUCUGUUGACAAAGUCCCAGGCUUUGCUGUAGCCCAGUGCAUAAAUCAGCACCAUCCAUCCCCGCUCUCGUCACCGUCCCCUUCCAGUGGCAGUGGCAGUACAGGGCGCUGUGACUCAGUGACCGCAAGCUCGACAUCCACUCCUUCUGCUGCUCAGAGCCCAGCAGGUCUGGCAGGAAAGGACGCCGGCGGGUGUUUAGUCUGUCGGAGGCUGACAGUCACGGUGGACACUGGGUUUAGGCCUUCCAGCAGCAGCUGCAGCAGAAACUCCCGCAAUACCCACUCAGAUGAUGCUUCAGCUCCAGAGCAGCCUCUGAUGGCCAGUUCCGGUCAGACGAUGUUGACUGAUGAAACCCUUGCAGCUGUUUCCAAGUCCAGCAGAAAUGCUGUAAAACCCAGUGACACAGAAACAGCCAACCUGUCUCCCAGCCUGAUUCCUGCCCAGCAGCCCACCAUAUCCUUACUCACAGAUGACAGCACGGACACGCUGAGCGUGGAGUCGCUCACACUGGUGCCACCAGUGGAUCCGCACAGCAUCCGAACAUUCAGCUGCAUCCCUCAGGCCUCUUUGCAGCCUGAAGAUGAGGUUGACAAGGUGAAAGAGGUAGAGGAGGAAAGUUCUGACUAAAGCCACCAUGCAGACUGUAAUAAACAGUGAAGGAAGUGCAACCAAAUUGUGAUUAUUUUUUUUUCCCUCUGGGAGUGCAGAUACUUCUGGAGGCCUGAGAGGCCUCAGGCCCACAUGAAGGGACCAAGUGGUGACAGAGAAUGUCAGCAGUUUUUAGAGCCAACAUCGCAUACUCAGCAUAUCUGAACUGGGGAAGAGAGAAAAACCCAGACUUGUGAAUCUGGAUUGGUUCUUUCCUACCAGUUUAUGUUAUACAAGAACAUGAACAUGUUUCAGAGAACCUACUGUCUUUGUAAUAGGAACUAAUUUAUUGUAAAAGGUCUACAGUAUUACGGCAAAGUGAAGAGACUUUUGGAUACCCAGCUUCAUGGUACUGCAUUGUUACGUCUCUAAAAUGGGAGACGUGCCAUUGACCAGAAAAAAAUUAUAUAUUAUAGGACAGAGGUAAAAUUCCCAUUUGAGUCAGGGUGUGUUUUUUCAGUUUGGUGUUUGGUUCGGGGUUUUAUUUGUGGAGGAGGGGUUUUGGGGUUUUAUUUGGGUUUUUUUUGGUUGGUUGGUUGUUUUGUUUUUUUUAAUCCUAACCUUGUUAAUCUUUUGGAGGUCUGCACAAUACCAGCAGGCUUGGCCACAUUCAGUAUUGUCUUUGUAGGACUCCAGACUUAAAUACUAUGCUUUCCAUAUUUAUUUAUUUCAAGGUUUGAUUCAAAGUUGAAACAGAAUGCUUGUUCAAAUUAACAUAAGGGAUUUUUGAGACUACUUUAGUCUUUGCUUAGACACCUAGAGAGGAAUGUAAAAUAUUUUACAAGAUUGCUAUAGCUUGUUUGUUCACUUCUGACAGUCAAAUUGCUACACAUCUGAGGAAUGGUGAUAUCCCUGCAACUGAAAGGCAACUUCAAGAAGCAGACAGAAGCAGUUUUACUCUAAAGAGGUUUUUCAGAUUUUUCAUAGUCAUGUAGGAAGAAGGUCACCAUAUCUAACUGAUAAUUCCUUUGCAAGUCUGAUCUUAAAAGGUAUUGUUUAAUUUUUUUUCCUGUCUGGGAUGGUAUCUCAGUUAAACAACAUUAAACAUACAUAAAAGUGACUCUGAGUUAACAUUACUUCCUAGAUCCUGACACCAAGCUGACAGAAAAGGGAAAGAUGUUUCUUAAAGCUUGGAAUGUUCUUUGCUGAUUUGAUACAAAAUUUAACAUGAAAGGAAUUUCAGAUUUUUCAUCAGUUUCCAAGUAAGUUAAUUUAAGUUAAUAGUAAAUUGAGUAGCUUGCCAUUGCUGGUCUGUUCUCAACCCUGAGUUGGCAGUUCCUCAGAGGAGGGCUGCUGUUUACUUGGCAUUGAUUUCAGUCACCACUGCACUCUACUGGCAUUGAGUUCUUACCAAAUGGGUGAAUCUGCAACGUUUUUACCCCUUCCCAGUUGCUUAUUGUACCUCUUCCUGGCUGUCAUAUAUAUGUGUGUGUAUAUACAUAUAGGUGUAUAUAUAGGUAUAUAUUCAUAUAUAUAUACACAUAUAUGAGAUUGACUAAUUCACAGGUACCACUUUUCUCACUUUUUCUGUCUUCUCCUUCACAUAAUAAUUGAAUCUUUGCCAACUGGGUAUAUGAGGUAUCUGCUACUGAAUGCCAGUAAUUUUUUCCCUGUUUACUUUUUCAUGCAGUUUUGAUUUCUAAUUUUCUGUGACUUCUGCUUUGUCUCAAAUUGAAUUAACUGUGAUACUCUGAUCAUUCCAGAGUGGCCCAAACUCUAAAUGAAUUCAGAGUUAGGUGUCCUCAGCACUGCAGUGGAUUUUGUGUGAAAAUCUGGCGUUACUAGAAUAAGAGCCUGCCUUUUUGGGUUUUUUGUCUCAUGCUGAAGAUGAAUUUGCACUCAUGCAGUCACUCUUGCAGCUAAUGUGCAUGUACCUGAACAGGCCUAGACACAUCAGUAGCAAUCUGGGUGCAAGAACCACAUGAAUUUUUAUUAGCUGAACUGAUUGAAGUCUAGACUCUCUCUAAAAUGGUGCAGCAUUACACUGUAGUCUUAGUAAUAUUCUGGAGACCAUUAUAAAAAAUGCCUCACUUAAUUAGAAAGCAUUUUAUGUUAGUUAUUAACCUUAGAUUCUUGACCUAGAUUACAGAAAAUAUCACUGUGCAGGCUGAGUUCCCUUAAACAGAAGUAAUUUUAGACUGGAAAACCUUGAUCUUAAUUUAUUUCAUUUCAAAUUCAGUUCUAGCAAGAUUAGACCCAUGCACAAGGAGUCUCUUCAAUGCAUAUGAAUAAUCUCACCCCUGAGCUGUACUGCACAAGAAAUGGGGCAAAGGGAAAGAAAGGUGACUUUGUACUUUUUAUUACCUUUGAGUGGCUUUUCAGUCUCAUGAUCACUUGUCUAGUGAGAGCUUCACAGGAAAUGACCUAAAUACUGUUAUUAGGAAAAUAGAAGAAUAGGUGUGCUGUUAAUUUGUGAUUACUUCAAGCAAUCCAGGAAUUCAGUAAUUGCCCUGGAAUUGUGUCAUUUCACUAGCAGUAAAAUAAACUUUAUGCUUGAAGAUGUAGGUAAGCUAUCAGACAAGCAGGUGGAACUGAGUGUGUAAGGAUGAAGCCACUUCCUAAGAGUAAACAUUUCCCUGCUGUGCUGCUGUCACUCUUGGGGUGCUGCUGUCAGUCACUCUGGGGUGCUGCUGUAAGUCACUCUUGGGGUGCUGUCAGUCACUCUGGGGUGCUGCUGUCACUCCUGCAGGAGACAGGGAGCUCCAGAACAGCCUUAGGAGCAGGGGCACUGACCACCAGGGAGUAGUGGUCAGAAAACCCCCACCAAAGUAAACAUUCUGCCCUUGUCUCCACUAACCAGUUGAAGUGAAACUUGCUUUUAAAAGAGCAUUGCCCAGGCAGGCAGCUGCUGCCUGGGAAAAGAAAUGGUUUAGUCCUGUAGUUGGAUCAGAUCUGCAGAGACAUCAGCUGGGGGCAGGAGAUCAAGGCCUUUUGCCUCCAAGGUAAUUGAUCUUCUUUCAGACAGCCUAAUGUAGCCAUCUAAAUAUAUGUUGAAAAGUCUCUUCUUAACUGCUGCUGUCCUUCUUGAAAGAGUUUUUUGGUGUGUCCCUGGUUCACCACACUGACCUACCUUAAGAUAUCACUCACCUGGGCACUGCUCUUCUAUUAUCUAGCAAUCUUUGGAGAAGUUCUCCUGUGCUUGCCUGCUGUGUUUCUCUUGACCUUCCCCAGCAUUUGCAGCAUGAAUUAGAAACAAAUAGAAUAACUCUUGCCAUCUCCUAUUGAAUUCUGAAAAGCAGAGGGUGAUCCAAGCAGGGCUUGCUAGGGUGGGAUGUUUUUAGGGGUUGGGAGGGGAGUAGUUCUUUGGGGUUUUUCUGCUGCUCAAUACUUGAGCAGCAACAAAGACAUAGGAGAUGCAGUUCUUGACUGAGUCUCAAACAGAGGGUUCUUUCAUAUGGAAACAUAUUUUUAUAUUACAUUUGUACAGAAUUUUCCCUAUUUUGAUCUCCCCGCAUUUUUAGAUUUGCACGUUGCUCAGUUUUGAUUUCUUUUGCAAGGUGUUAUAAAAUAUAUAUUUUGUGUUUGUUAAUGUAUUAUAAAUGUAAAGCUAAAUUUUGGUUGUCUAAUAAAUGUGCACUGUGGUGGUA